AACAUAAUUAAUUACUUCUUUGCAUUGGUUCUGAGCCAAAGGAGAUAUGAAUUGUAGUGAAUAGUGAUACCGAACAUCAGACAAGCAGAACGUUCUGAUUAGUUGCUAGUGAAGUGAAGGAACAGUGCAUUUGAGUGAAAAUGCUGCUUUUAAAAAUUUUACCAGUGUUUGUUUUAGUAGUAGGAAGAACGCGGGCGCAGGAUGAUUCGUUGGCUGGAAGUUUCUUGUCAGGAUUACUCGAUUCCAUCACAAGUACAGAGGACGCAAAAGGAUGCCCUGGAGUGUGCGUACACACACUGGCAACGCUCAUAUGCUACGAAGUCCUGGAGGACAUCCCAUGUCCUUCACCUAGCAUGAGAUGUUGUGUAGAAAGCCAGGCGGCUGCAGCAAACAUAUCCACCACAACAGCUCGACCUAGGCCUACAACCACAACGAGAGCACCAACCACGACAACACCAAAGCCCACAACCGAGGCAAAGAUCAAGGAAAAGGAAAAGGACAACAAAAGCAAUUCAACGUGUCCUGGUGUUUGCGUAGCUGACCGGAUAGCAGAGUAUUGUGAGGCAUAUCUCACAACUUCGGGACUUUGCAAAAGUGGAACAAAGUGUUGUGUUUCGAGAGACAUCUACCCGGAUAAAACUCCAGCAGAUCUUUACGUACCAACGGCACACUACGAAAGCAAGGUCAACAAAACCACGACACCAAAGCCACACACAAGAACCACGGAAAAGCCAACAACUCCAGAAGAACCCAUCAGGUCGAAAACGAAUCCACCACCGAAGCCAACAAAACCAACACCCCCGAAGCAUAAACAGGGUCAAGUCUCGAAUCAACAAGGUGCCGUUCACAAAUCAUGCGAAGGAGAAUGUGUGAAUGGGUUGUUUGCACUGUUCUGCGACGACGUCGAUAGUGAGGCAUUCUGUCCGAAUGAAGGUUCUUGCUGCGUCACUGGAACGUCUGAAGAUACCAAACAAGAGGUGGUCACCACGACCCGGAGACCGGCUACUCCCCCUCCAUUGCCGCGUUGUCCCGGAUUCUGUAUGCUAAACAUCAUGGCUGCGUUCUGUGAACGUCCUUCGGUGUUGAUUCAGCACACUUCAAACUGCAAGCGAGGUUCGGUUUGCUGUGACAAUACUAAGGUUCCUGUAACUAGACCACCGCCAAGACGGCCUCCACCACCACCUCCAACUACGACACAUGCUCCGACCACUACUGCUGCUCCAGACCCACGUGAGGAAUGUCCAGGAUCGUGCAUCGUUGGAUUGCUGAGCUUCACCUGUUUCCGAAAUGCUGAAAUGACCGAUCUAUUCAAGUGUAAGAAAUCUGGAACGCAGUGCUGCGCUCCCAAGAGUAGAAUUCAGGAAGCCCAAAUGGCAGCUGGUAAAAUUAAGCUACCAAACGAAACGGCCAACUACCCACCUCCUCCAAACAUGGUCGCCCAGCCUUACCCACCACAAGCUCCACCGAUGCCACCACCACAACAGCAGCAACCACAAGGCGGAUAUGGGCCACCAGUGCCAAACACUUAUCCAGGACCUGUGAGUAACAACAUCUACGAGGUGCAACCAACACAACAGCCAAUUCAUCAGCACUCGCAGCCUAUCUACGAACCACUUCCGACCACAACGACGGCCAGGCCUCAAGUGUACUCCAAGUACGUCUGCGGAGUGAAGGGAACCAGCCGUGGUGCUCGAUCCUUCCUCAGCCGGAUUGCACUGGAACAUGCAGUUGCACCCAGCAGAAGUCGAACAGGACGUCACAUCGAAAUGGAGAAUAUCUACAAGUCGAAGAGUACGGAACGGCUAGUUCUGGGUCACAGCAUUGUACCUAUUCCGAUCAUAUACCACGAUCACAAUGACACGAUUCCGGAAGAUAUACUUAAUCACCCGAGUAUAUCUAGGACAAACACGACCACGACCAAGUACUGGAACAGUCAUCGCCAAGCACGCGUUGUAGGCGGAGAAGAUGGCGAAAACGGCGAAUGGUGUUGGCAGGUCGCUCUGAUCAACUCGCUGAAUCAGUACCUCUGUGGAGCCGCUCUCAUUGGCACGCAGUGGGUCCUGACCGCUGCGCAUUGCGUGACAAACAUUGUGCGAUCUGGUGACGCAAUCUAUGUGCGAGUUGGUGACUACGACUUGACACGUAAAUACGGAAGCCCCGGAGCGCAAACGCUGCGGGUGGCGACGACUUACAUUCAUCACAACCACAACAGCCAAACGUUGGACAACGAUAUUGCCCUGUUGAAACUUCACGGUCAAGCUGAGCUUCGAGAUGGCGUUUGUUUGGUUUGCCUGCCGGCACGAGGUGUCAACCAUGCCGCCGGAAAACGGUGCACCGUCACCGGAUACGGAUACAUGGGUGAAGCCGGUCCAAUUCCGCUGCGAGUGCGUGAAGCCGAGAUUCCCAUCGUGAGUGAUGCCGAGUGCAUCCGAAAGGUGAACGCCGUAACGGAAAAGAUCUUCAUCCUGCCCGCCUCCAGCUUUUGUGCCGGUGGUGAAGAGGGUAAUGAUGCCUGCCAGGGUGACGGCGGAGGUCCAUUGGUUUGCCAGGACGACGGCUUCUACGAGCUGGCAGGACUUGUGUCGUGGGGAUUCGGAUGCGGCCGAGUGGACGUGCCAGGAGUUUAUGUUAAGGUGUCUUCGUUCAUUGGUUGGAUAAAUCAAAUUAUCAGUGUCAACAAUCUUUGAUCAACUGAAUUCAAAACCUUCACGUUUCCUUCAUUAACUGUAAAAUAAUUUAGUUCAAGAUUUACCUAGGAUUUAAGAAACCAUAGUUUUUAAGUUAAUUUAUUGUUGCGUAUUAAGAAGACUUGAACAUUUUUAGCAUAUUCUAAGAUUUCACCAACAUUCUACAUCCUAUUAGGUACUCUAUCCUAAUUUGCACUACAAAGAUAUUAAAAACAAAUCAAAGUCUGCAAAUAAUUAUUUACAAAGCGAUCUUCUAUGAAACAUAUUCAAAUUUUAUUAAAAUUUGAUAACUUCACUACCUAAGAACUAGAUAAUAUGCAACUGUUAUGAACACCGUAUGUCAAACAACAUAUCAUCCUCUAACUGUAAAUUGAAAAUCAAAUUUGUGAAUCAUCUAGUUCAAUAAACUUGUUAGGAAUAUUGCGAUAA
This is a messenger RNA of Culex pipiens pallens (northern house mosquito), 3116 nucleotides long. RefSeq names its product protein masquerade (gene mas). Lineage: Eukaryota; Metazoa; Arthropoda; Insecta; Diptera; Culicidae. Gene Ontology annotation, molecular function: serine-type endopeptidase activity. Gene Ontology annotation, biological process: proteolysis. The transcript is spliced from 6 exons. The record is from RefSeq and is a predicted model, not a curated record. Bases 141 to 2687 code for a protein of 848 amino acids.